Messenger RNA from Lactuca saligna, 1197 nucleotides. NCBI's taxonomy places the organism in Eukaryota, Viridiplantae, Streptophyta, Magnoliopsida, Asterales, Asteraceae. The record is from the annotation of a GenBank genome assembly.
CUUCUCUCCCACACGAAUUAGGCCCUCUCUGUACGACUGCGCGCAUUACGCACCCUUCUCUCUCCUUUUCCCUUUUUUAGGUUUAAGCCAAAGCUAAUUUUACAUUAAUACCCUCCACCUCAUAUAUAUUUCGCAAUUUGAUUUUAUUUUCUUUAUAUUUUUUUUCAAAUAAAAAUUAAGAACAACCAAACCCUAGAAGAUACAAAACACAAAUCGGUGAUCCCAGAGUUAAACAAACAUCAAUUCAUCUUAAUAACAACUCAUCGAUACAAAUUCAUAUCCGAAUUUGAAGAAAAAGGUUUUGUGUAAUAUCCAUUCCAUUCACAAGAAUUAAAACUACAAUGAGGUUCAAAAAAGGUAGCAAAGUGGAGGUUAUGAACAAUGUGAGUUACUAUGAUUAUGAAGGUGUGGAAAAGGUAUCUAGGAGGUUCAUUAAGCCAUGUGUAAGAAAGAAGAUUGGUUCAAAGAUCUGUGAGGAAGAAGAUGAUGCUUCUAGGAAACAAAAGAGAGCUUCCCCUUUUUGUUCAUCUGUUCACGAAUCAAGUCAAAAAGUCAAACCUGGGAGUCAAAGAAGAUAUGUUUCAUGCGAUUCUUAUAAAAAGAGUUACAAAAUUGGAGGCAUGCAUCUUUUGCUUCCAAAGAUCCAAAACAAGAUUCUGAUUCUGCUGCCUUUCUGUUGGAAAAAAAGUUCUAAGUGUGAUAUGAUAUCAAACAGUCUGAAUCUAAUCUUUACCAGACUCGGUAAGAGGAAUAGAAACACAACAAACACAUUAUUUGGGCACUUGUGGGCCAUGAAUCAUCAAAUUGUGGGAGGUGAUAGGUUGUUAUUAAUGGUAACUCUUGAUUACCAAAUGUUGAUGAUGAAUAGGGAUGUUGUGUGUUUCGAGAUGAUGAUGAUGGAAUAAACGUGUAUUCCAAGUUAGUUUGAAUGAUGGAACAACAUUUGUUUAUGGGAUAUGAUUGUGGGAAAAAGGAACACUUUCUGUUAUAGGAUGACAAGUGUGUUCUAAGUUGGGGAGGAUACAUAUGUAUACAAGCUAUUAAUUAUAUAAAAGAAUAUUGCAUAAUGUUUAAAUGGUUCAUUCUUAUUAUUGUUAUCAUUAAUGACAUGAAAACUUGUGGAACUCAUUAUAAUUUCAAGUUUGCUUUGUAUGGUAGAGUGACAUGCUGGACCAGAAGGGAUGUCCCAUAUCGCAU